This is a messenger RNA of Tachyglossus aculeatus (Australian echidna), 4477 nucleotides long. RefSeq names its product holocarboxylase synthetase (gene HLCS). Lineage: Eukaryota; Metazoa; Chordata; Mammalia; Monotremata; Tachyglossidae. Gene Ontology annotation, biological process: protein modification process; telomere maintenance; DNA repair. The coding region runs from base 1 to 4176 and encodes 1391 amino acids. Gene Ontology annotation, cellular component: cytoplasm. Gene Ontology annotation, molecular function: DNA helicase activity; biotin--[biotin carboxyl-carrier protein] ligase activity. The record is from RefSeq and is a predicted model, not a curated record. The transcript is spliced from 21 exons.
AUGGUGACGGAGCCGGAGGCCGCGGAGCAGGAGGCGACGGAGCUGCAGUGCCGGGUUUCGGUGGAGGAGCUGAGCCCGGGCGGUCAGCCCCGGAGACGUCAGGUCCUGAGGGAGGCCCGGCUCAGUCUGGGCCGCAACGAGAGGCGAGAGCUUGUCCUGCGGCUGCAGGCGGGGACGGUAACGGGCCCCCGGCUCUUCCCGCUGCGGGCGGCCCGGCUGUUCACCCGGUUCUCGGCGGCCGGACGGAGCGGCCUGCGGCUCGGCCCGGCCCCGGACUCCAGCUCUGUCCAGCUGCUGCUGUCUGACUGCCCUCCCUACCGCCUGCGCCGCUUCCUUCGCACCCUGCGGCUCAAGCUGGCCGGAGCCCCCGGGCCCCCCGCCGCCCCGGCCCGUGCCCGCCUGCUCGCCCCCCGGCCUCGGGCCUUCCUCGCCCUCAGCCCCGUCCAGCCCGAGAACCGGCCCCAGAAGGUGGACGACGCCUUGGAUGCCACCCCGCGGAAGCGGCCGGGGCCCGGGGCCAGGCUCCGGCCCGGCUCCAGUGUCGAGGCGGAGACUUCCGAGCCCCCCAAGCCACUGCGGUCCCUCCAGCCCCGGGCCCGACCCCGGCUCCAGCUGUCCCGGGAGCAGGAGCAGGUGCUGAGCGCCGUGAUCCGCGGAAAGAGCGUCUUCUUCACGGGCAGCGCAGGCACAGGAAAAUCCUUCCUGUUGAAGCACAUCCUGGGGUCAUUGCCCCCUGAGGGCACGGUGGCCACGGCCAGCACCGGGGCAGCCGCCUGCCUCAUCGGGGGCACCACUCUGCACGGCUUUGCAGGUAUCGGAUCGGGCCAGGCGCCCCUGGAGCAGUGCGUGGCUCGCGCCCAGCGCCCAGGCGUGCGGCGGGCCUGGCUGAGUUGCCAACGACUGGUCAUCGACGAGAUCUCCAUGGUGGAGGCCGCGCUCUUCGACAAGCUGGAGGCUGUGGCCAGAGCUGUGCGGCAGCGGGAGGAGCCAUUUGGGGGGAUCCAGCUCAUCAUCUGUGGUGACUUCCUGCAGCUGCCUCCUGUGAGCUCCGGGGACCGCAAGCAACGCCCCCAAUUCUGUUUCCAGGCCCGGAGUUGGUCCCGAUGCAUCCAGGUGACCAUGGAGUUGACCCAAGUCCGGAGGCAGAGCGACCCAGCCUUCAUCUCCCUGCUGCGGAAUGUGCGGCUGGGCAGAUGCCCAGAGGAGGUGACCCGGCAGCUGCGGGCCACGGCCGGGCACAAGCUGGAGCAGGAUGGGGUGGUGGCCACGCGGCUCUGCUCCCACCAGGAUGACGUGGAGAUGACAAACUGGCAACGUCUUCAGGAGCUGCCCGGGGCUGUGCGAUGCUACGAGGCUGUGGACAGUGACCCCGAGCAAGCCGGAUCCAUCAAUAGGCAGUGUCCAGUAGGGCCACAGUUGCAGCUGAAGCUGGGAGCCCAGGUGAUCCUGGUGAAGAACUUGGCGGUGACCCGAGGACUGGUGAACGGGGCCCGUGGGGUUGUGGUGGGAUUUGAGGCUGGAGAGAAAGGGCUCCCCCAGGUGCGGUUUCUAUGUGGCGUCACGGAGGUUGUGCGUUUUGAGCGCUGGAGCCUGCAGGGCCCGGGGGGGCAACCUUUGAGUCGCCAGCAACUGCCCCUCCGCCUGGCCUGGGCCCUGUCCAUCCAUAAGAGCCAGGGCAUGUCCCUGGACUGCGUGGAGAUCUCUCUGGCUCGGGUGUUUGAGAGCGGACAGGCCUACGUAGCGCUGUCCAGAGCCCGCAGCCUGCGGGGCCUCCGCGUGCUGGACUUUGACCCCAACGUGGUGCGGUCUGACCCCCGGGUGCUGCGCUAUUAUGCCUCGCUGCGGCUGGAGGACGGGCCCGCUGAGUCGAUCGAUGACCUGAACACGUGGGUCCUGCUACUGGUUUCUCCCUUUGUGUACCCGGGCGACAUCCUGGGCGCAGAGCACAUCGCCUUCGUGGCCGAGAGCGUGGCGACCCACGCCGAGAGUUUGCAGGCAGCAACCGCCUCGCCCGAAGAGAUUGUUAGACUUUCAGACUGUUGCUUCCCGUUGGCCUGCCGGCCCGGGGAUCCGUACCAGUUAAUGGCCAAAGCCAGCGUGGACGACUUCAGCAAGCUGGGGAUCGCGUUCCUGGAAGACAGACUCCGCAUGGACGACGGAAUGAUCCCGCAGAAGAUCGUCUCCGUGCACCUGCAGGAAUCCGUGCUGAAGGAGCUGCAGCAGCUGGCGGCGGAGAGGCCGGCGGAGCCGCGGGAAGGCCGCGCUGCCCCCAGAGAGCCCGCCGGUCUCACCCAUCCCCACUGCCACCUCCAUCCCCUCCACCUGUCCAGCUGCCACGAAUGUCUGGAGCUGGAGGACAGCACCAUCGAGUCGGUCAAGGUCGCGUCCUCCGAGAACAUCCCCUACGGCAGCGACGGCGGACCCCCGGCCGGCGACUCCGGCCCGGCCGCCGGACGGGGACGGAAAGCCGGCACCUCCGACAAGGCCCCCAACGUGCUGGUGUACGUGGGCGCCGAUCCCGCCCGGUUCCAUCCGCUCCGGGCCAUCCUGGCCGACUGCCUGGCCGCGGACGGCUACACCGUGUACCCGCUGCGGGAGGAGGACGUGCUGGGGGCCCCGUGGCUGGACUGCGCCGUGCUCCUGGUGCUCACUGCCACGGAGCCGCUGUCCGAGGAGGUCCACCGGCGGGUCCUGGCCUACCUGGGCCGGGGCGGGAAGGUGCUGGGCCUGGCCUCCUCCUUCGUGUGCGGCGGCCUCCGCCUGCGGAGAUGGGACACCCCCGGCCCGGCCGUGCGGGACCUGGCGUUCUCCGGGGGGGCCGGCCGCAGGGGCCACCGCCUGCACGUCCUGACCAGCGGCUGGGCGUUCGAGGGGGAGCCGCCGGCCGCCGGCCCGGGAAGGCUGCGGGGUCACCUGGCCGAGGCGGAAGGAGAGGGACUCAUCGUCCACCUGCCCCACGGGGAGGCCGGCGGGGAAGCCGUCCUGUGCCAGGUUCAUCUGGAAGCGUCUCCAGGCUCGGUGGCCACCCAGGCCCCGGAUGACUUCAACCUGCUGAAAACCAGCAACAGCGAGAGGUUUGAGGUGCUGAAGGAGAUCCUGAUUGCGCUCGGCCUGAACUGUGACCCCCAGCCGGCCCCUUCCCUGACACCCCUGUAUCUGCUGAUGCCCCAACCGGAAACUGGAAGGGCCUUCAGGCAGUGGCUGGAGAAGCAUGUGGAUGCCCAGGGGACGAUCCCCUCUCACCAGGUCACCCUCCAGUUCGUUCCCUCUUACGAGCCGGAGGUGGAAGUGACCCCGGCCCGCAUCCCUGUCGUCAUGGAGACCGAGGGCUUCGCCUCGGAGUAUUUCAGCCUGGACACCUAUCGGGAGAACCUGCGGACUAAGACGCUGGGGAAAGUGGUGCUUUUCACCGAAGUGACGACCUCCACCAUGAGCCUCCUGGACGGAUUGCUGCUCGAGACACCAGCGGAGAUGGGGCUCAUCGCCAUCGCGGGCCGCCAGACGCAGGGCCGAGGCCGCGGUGGGAACGCUUGGCUGAGCCCGGUGGGCUGUGCCCUGUCCACGGUGCUCCUCUCCGUGCCUCUGGCAUCCCACCUGGGGCAGCGAAUCCCCUUCGUCCAGCAUCUGGUGUCCCUGGCCUUGGUAGAGGCGGUGCGGUCCAUCCCUGGCUACCAGGACAUCAACUUACGGAUGAAGUGGCCCAACGAUAUUUACUACGGUGACCUCCUGAAGCUGGGCGGGGUACUGGUCAACUCCACACUGCUGGGGACCACUUUUUAUAUUCUGGCUGGGUUUGGGGUGAACGUGAGCAACAGCAAGCCCACCGUCUGCAUCAACAACCUCAUCGAGGAGCACAACAGCAAGCACGCGGCCGGGCUCCCGCCCCUGCGCGCUGACGCGCUCAUCGCCCGGACCCUGACCGCGCUGGAGGGGCUUCUGGACACGUUUCAGGCCCGAGGCCCCGACGGCGUCCUGCCCCUGUACUACAAGUACUGGCUGCACAGCGGCCAACAGAUCCGCCUCGGCGGCGACACCGGGCCCCUGGCCUGGGUGGUGGGGCUCGACGACUCGGGGUUCCUGCAGGUCCACCGCGAGGGCCAGGGCAUCGACACCGUGCAUCCCGAUGGCAAUUCCUUUGACAUGUUGCACAAUCUCAUCCUCCCCAAACGGCCAUAGUCCCGCCGGCAGCGGGGACGGGGACGGGGACUCCUUCCAGCGCAGACUCCGGGACCUGCCGGAGUUUGGGUUUCCCUCUCUCUCCCGUGGCUUUUGUCGCGGUGGCUUGUUUUUGGAGCGUCGGGUCAGUUUUUCUGGAGCCCAGCGGGGAGAGGCAUCCCGAGGAAAGGGCUCCGUCUUGGGGGCGACCGCGGCCUUUCCCCGCGGGAUCCCGCCCUGGCUUUGACGCGCGGGGAGGGCCGGUGGUCAAACUGUACCGUUUCCCUUCACCACGGGUGAUGCCAAUACACGGGCAAAGUGA